This is a messenger RNA of Argiope bruennichi, 7540 nucleotides long. RefSeq lists its product as uncharacterized. Gene Ontology annotation, molecular function: sequence-specific DNA binding. The coding region runs from base 309 to 4415 and encodes 1368 amino acids. The record is from RefSeq and is a predicted model, not a curated record. The transcript is spliced from 6 exons. NCBI's taxonomy places the organism in Eukaryota, Metazoa, Arthropoda, Arachnida, Araneae, Araneidae.
UUUUCAAUAAAUCAUAUUAGAUCUAUAAUUAAAAUCAAACUCAAUUUGGAUCCGACCCCUGAUUGGAGUUCUUUGCCCUUAUGCGAAUCCGUGGCGCUGGGCUACUAAUUUUGUAGAUUUGAUCUCGCUAAAUCUCGAAUUUUAUUCGCCAUAUUGAUGAUUUGGAAGGGCAAGCUGACGUAGGCCUCUCAUUAACAGACAUGAAUAUAUCAGAUAAAUUAGACAAAUUACUUUUUAAUUCUUGAAAUUUUGUAACAUUUGUGUAUAUAAAGUUUAUAUUUAUCGACGGUCCGUGAUAUCGAUCCAUAAUGGGGAAGAGAAAAUCAGCCAAACCACAAAAAUAUGUGCAGCCUUCAGAAGAUGAAGAUGAGGACAAUGUGGAUUUCUACAGUGAGCUGGAGGAGUCUGAAAACAUCAAAACUCCUAUCAUGUCCAAACAGACUGCUGUAACAUCAGAGAAAAAUAUACGGUCCCUCUGGACUAAAGAGAAGCCUCCAGAAAUUAUAAGGAAAGAAAAAUCUCCUAAGGAGACAGUGGAAAGUGAAUUUUGGGCUACUCACUUCCCCAUCAGUCAGGAUGGUAUCACGUCCAAUAACAAGAAGUUCGAUUUUAAUACUUUUAAGACAGAGUCAUCUAUUCCUACAAGUAGUCCCCUGGAGACAUUGCUAUCUGAACGUAUUUUCAACUCAAACCCAUGCCUGGAAGAGAGGCUUCGGGAUGGGAUGGGACUGAGUGGAACAGAAAGUGAUCCACGUAGCAUCUAUGAUACAGAUAUGGAUCAUCGUGGCUCUCGUCCCAAGCGGAGACGGAAGUAUGUUACAUACCCUGCCACUUUCCGCUUGGAAGUUGUAGAGCAUGCUGAGCGCUUUGGCAAGAGUGCUGCUGCCAAAAAAUAUAAUAUCUGUGUGGAAAAAGUAAGCAUGUGGUGCAAGACAAAGGACAAUAUAGUUCAUAAAGUAAAAAAGGGAGGACAGACAUCUGCAGAUGGUAGCUUUGAUCCAGGGUAUGAUGAUCGUGCAGAAGAUCUUUCUGCUGCUGGCACUCCUGAACGGAAUAUGGAAGAUGAUGUAGAGGAGAUAAAAGAAGUUACAGAAGAAAAAAGGCAACAAGUUUCUCAGGAGUUGGAAAUGCUGUACAAUGAAGAAUCUGAUGCAUCAGACAAGUUUGAGGCUGAACCUGAGUCAGAAGUUCUUCGAAGACCAGAUGUUGUUUAUCCUCCCUUUUUUAAGCAUCGUGUAGUUAUGUUUGCAGAAGAAAAGGGUGAAAAAGAAGCAUCCAAAGAAUUCCAUGUUUGUGAAAAGCGAGUGUCACUCUGGUGUCAAGCAAAAGAAUACUUAACAGAAUAUGUGAAUUCUCAUCGUGUAGAGGAAUGGGAGUGUGAUCUUUAUGUAACCUUGAAAAAGUUACUGGAAGAAAAUUGCCAAGUUACUGUACGAGAUCUAAUUGUACGGGCGGAGCAAGCUCAACUAGCCAGUUCUUCAACCAAAUCUACUAUUAGUACUGCGUGGCUUACUGAUUGGUGCCAGAAGUUCAAAGUUUGUUUCCGAAGUGUCAUAGAGAGCACUCCUCAGCCCCUGACUGAGCACACGUGCCUGAUGCUGGAGACGAGCCUUUUUCAGGUUGACCGAGAGGAGCAGCAGAUGGCAUCCCUGAGAGGAGGACAGUGUAAAAGUGCAAAGGUGCAGGAACUUAUCGAUUGCAGCCGCACUUUGGAUGCUUCCCCAAGCACAUCUGACCGUGAAGACUCUGUUUCUUCAUUCUCGUUUAGCAGCAAGCGUAGACGGAGAUCGUAUACGUUAGCUUUUAAGCUUGAGGUUGUGAAGUUUGCACAGAGUCACACGAAGCAUGCUACAUCUCGGAAAUAUGGAAUUGCUCGCCGUGUCAUCAGCCGUUGGAUAGCUGAUAAAGAGGUGUUGCAGACCGAUUUGUUAAAUGCUACUCAGCAUGUUUUGAAUGACAACAUAACUGAAGAGAUUGACAAAAAGCUGCUUGAAUAUUAUAAGGAACUUAAAAAGAAAGGAGUGCGAGUGAGCAAAUCAAUGCUGUGCACAAGGGCAAACUGUCUAUUUGAACAGCAGAAUGGUACAAGGUAUAGUCGAGCAGGUGCCAUGUCUGCUACCAAUGGUUGGUACCGUCAUUGGAUUAUCAAGUGGAAAGAGAGAGGAGAACAUAUAGAAAUUGAAGAUGAUGAAGCCACCGCCUCAUCUAGUGUUGCUCCUUCCGUCAGCUCAGGUCCUCUAGAUUUACAGACUACACGUAAUUCUGAAGGCAGCUCUUUAAAUGCUCUGAAACAGGCCUACAUGACUAAUGCCAUUCUCAGUACUAUGAAGCCCACAGAAAUGGAUCUCAAAAUCAUGAGUCAAUUUCCAGAACUGCUAAACGUUAUUCAACAGAACCCAUCCAUCCUCAGUGCAGCUGCCCAACUUCAGUACAAGGAUUCAGAUAUUUACAAAAUGUGCAAUUCUUCCCUCCAAAAUGCCAUGAACCUGUCAAAAGAUUCCAAUCCUGACAGUAACAAUUCUACUAAUAAUUUUUCUGAUCCUGCAUUGUCAGAUAAGAAACCACUCCUCAGUGCUAAGAAAAGGCGAGAGAGAUAUUCACCAGAUUUCAAGUUAAUGGUCAUUGACUAUGCUGCCAGCCACUCUUACCAGGAAACUUCACGCAAGUUUGGAGUGCAUCACAUCACGGUUUCCGAGUGGUGCAAGGACAAAGAUAGGAUUCGCAAAAAGGUAUAUUGUGAAAACUUGCAGACCUUGCACACCAAAAUCUUAAAGUCGGAAACAGCCGAGCAGAAGUUUCUUUCCUGGAUUCAAGAAUGUAAUAAGCAGAAAAUUGUAAUUAAGCCUACAGAUGUUCAGAACAAGGCAACUGAGAUUUUGAAUAUCAUUGGAGAGGCCGAAGUCAAGAAGAAUUGCUGGUGGUUUUAUCUCUGGAAUAAGCGUGGCAUGGAUACAGAGAAAAUAUAUGAAGAAGAAGCUGAUGUUGAUGUUCUAGAAAAGGAAAGCCGUGUCAAUUAUCCUCCAGCUGUUAAGGUGGAGAUAGCCAAAGUAGCUGAGAGGCAGAGUGUCAACUGUGCUGCCCGGUGUUUUCGAGUUGCUCGCAAACGCAUCCGUGAAUGGGUGAAAUGUAAAGACAAAUUAAAGUGGCUUGCUGAGACGGGUCAGGUUCGUGAGAGGGGAGGAACUUUAGGUGGGAAAAAAAUCAACUGCUUGGAUGUGGACAAGGAGGUAUAUGAAUGGUACAACAGCUCAAGGACACCAGACAGUGCACCUCAGUUGACAGAGAUCCGUGCAAAAGCUCUGGAGAUAUUCCAGAAGCAUGGCUUUAGCAAUAUGAAAUGCAGUAAAGAAUGGUACAAGAACUGGUGUAAGCGAUAUGGCAUAUGCCGCAGUUUACAGAAAGACAAUCAGCUUAUUCGAUGGAUUUUAUCAAGAUAUGAUAAAAAUCUACCAAUAACAAAUCAGGAGUUGGUGGAGUAUGCUAUUUCUGAGAGGAUGAAGACUGGUGUCUCUCUGAAUGAUCUACCAGCUGAAGAAUAUGUCUUUUCUUUUUGCAAGAGAUAUCCCAGACUGUUAGAGGCUCUCCCAAGUAUUGGGGAGACUUUUCCCGAAGAAAUGGAAGCUGAAGUUACAAAGUUUAGGGUCAUGAUUAAAGAACUCCAAGAAGAAAAUAAUUUUUCUACAUUAGCUAUAGGGAGCAUGGAUGAGGUCCCUCUCCUCUUUACAAACUCUGGUUCUGAAAGAAGUGUGAUAAUUAAUAGCGGCAUGAGUUCUUGGAAUGCUGUAGUAAUUUUAUCCUGCCUGGCAGAUGGCACGCUGCUGCCUCCAAUGAUUGUUUUAAAAGGUCCUGAAGACUCUUCUCCGCCUGAAGGGUUAAAGCAUGUAGUGUUUCGGGAAAAGAUGCUAGCAGAUCAGCAUGUCAUGAAUAAAUGGGUAAAUGAAGUGUGGCUAAGCAAUGUUGCUUCUCCCAGUAUGUUGCUGAUGGACUGCUUUGAGCCCCACACAUGUUCUUCUGUUCAAGAUACCAUGCUGGAAUCAGGCAUCACACCGGUGAUUAUGCCAGAAGGCUGUGCAUCCAAAUUGCAGCCUCUUGGUGUCUGUGUCACUCGCAACUUCCAAGAAUAUGUUCAGGAGAUCUGGAGUUCUUCACGGAAUUCUGCAGUAGAUUUCUCUAAAGCGGCAGCAGGUACUUAUACCGGUGAGAUUGCGAGAUGCAUUGCAGCUGCUUUUGAGCGUCUCAGGGACCGACGGGAUGUAGUACGUCGUAGCUUUGUUGUGACUGGCAUUGCUGUAGCACCCGAUGGUAGUGAAGAUGCUCUCAUUGAGAAUGCAGACUGGUUUGGAUGUUCGGGAGAUGAACAUGUUCUCUCCCCUGCCAGUGACAGUGAGCGAGACUCUGAUUUGGAUGCUUCUUAGGUCAUUUAGCUCUGUAUUAGCAAGGAUUAUAGUCCGGUCAUCUACCCAUUGGGCAUGCCAGGCAUGAAAAUCUUUGCGAAAAAAGUAUUAACACUUUUUAUGAAUCCCGGUAAAUAUUAAAUAGGAAAUGUUGCCUUUACAGUGAGUACCAGUGCAUUUCAGGUUUCAUUUUUUUGUGUGUCACUUAAUGACCAUCCAGUUCUAUUAUUUCCAUAUUCAUGUUUCAAAACCUGUAAGUGUAAUUUACAAAUCAUCACAAAGAAAUUUUUAGAGAUCUUUAUGCUUUAAAAGGUAUUUGUCAUAGCCAAAAUGCCUGAAGUGUUGGGAAAAAAUUGCUCUACAGGAGUUUUGAACUUUCCUGCUCUUUGAUUUUUCAAUAGAACUGUAGUCUUCCUCUUUAUACUAUAUUGACUUUUAUAUUUUUGUAACAAAUAGACGAUCUUCAAAAGAUACAAUACCAAGAACAUCAGAUUGUAUAUUUUGUUUCUUUAACAGUAUUUUUAAAUCCACUUCCAUGAUGGUCAUCGUGUUGCCCUUUUAAGAAAAAUCGUGAAAAAAAUUGAAUUUAUGUCAACAGAAAAAAUUUUCAUGCCUGUGAUAAUGUCUGUUGCAGUUUGCCUCUUUUUAUUAUUUAAAAUGUGUAUUUUUCUUAUAAUUUAUUCAUAUUUAGUCAUUCAUUUCAUCAGAUAUAUAUUUAUUUUCUUUAUUUGUAAAAUGUAUACAUAUUUUAGCAGUCUCAUGUUUUAAUAAGGGGGAUAACAAUGUUUAAGGGGGUCCUUACGGGUAUUAUUUUAUGCAGCUUUUUGAAAAUGUUAUUGAUUUGUAUGUUUGGGACCAUCAUUUGCUUAUUAUUUAGUUCCCUCUCGCAGUUGCCUCUAGUUGUUAACAAUCUGUUGUCUAGAAAUACUUGUCUCUUUGUUUAUUGUAUAUUUUGAUCACUGCCUUUUGCUUUUGUAGCAUAUCAUGAUAGUAUGCUCCAAUUGCAUUCUACUGAAAUCUAUGCAAUUUUUGAAGAUGAUUUCAUGUCAUGUUUUUUAUAAGCAGUACAGAUGUUGUACAUGACAACAAUAGAUUCCCAAGGUAGGGCAUCCAAAGUAGGAUACAGAAAUAUUGUGAUGAUUAUACAAUAGAAAAGUAUUCUAUAGAAUCUAAUAUUUUAUGUAAAGUGAAAAUCCAACCCAUCUUUGAAAAAUCAUUUUUUUAAGUCCAAAAAAUUUCAGUUUUUUCUUUCAUUGCCUUAUAUUAUUUUAAAAAUAACAUUUUGAAGUAACCAGUUUUUAAUAUAGUCCUGCUGGAUGUGUGAAUCAAACAACCAAACUCUACACACUCUAUAUGCCUAAUGUUGCAUUUAUAUGAAUGCGUAGUGCCUCAUUGUGAAUAAUCUUGUUUCUAGUUUAUCAAUAUUAGUUAUCAACCUCUUUCCCCAAAAAAAUUGUACGCAUUCUUAUUGAAAAAAAAAAAAAAAUCUUAGAAAGUGUUGUGGGGGAGAGGGAGGGUAAGAUUAGGAGCUCUUGGUGAUCAUUGAUUGAUGAAAUUAGAAAUAGACAGCUAUAAAAAAUUUUUUGAUCAAAUAUUUGCUAACAGCGGAGUUUCAAUGAAAGAUAGAUUAUAAUUUUUAUCUUUGAAUGCAACAAGUAAAAUUUUGGAACAUUUUCUUUACAAUAAUUUAUAUAUUGGCUAUUUCUUUUUAAAUUUAAAUCUUUUCAGAAGUGGGGUUUCAAAAGUUUUGUAAUUAUAUCUGGAGAAAAGCUAGAUUUUAUGAUAAAUAAUCUCAUUAAUAAGAUUUUAACUUUUUUUUAGUAGUAGUUGCUAAAUUAUACAAACAGUUUACUAUAUUUCAAACUGAUUCAUAAAUUAGGCAUUGAAAUGUCGGUUUAUGCUUUAAAAGAUGAUUUAGAUGUUUCCUAUGUAAUAUACUAAGUAAAACCUUAUUGUAAAUAUUUUUUAAGUGGAACCAAGAAAGUGAUUCAAACUGAUUUGGAUGCUCUGCCCAGCACCUAUUCUGUGUCCUUUAUCAUCACUUGUACCUUAAGUGUGGUCAUUUUAUUUAUUAUGGGUUCUGCCUCAAAUCAUGAAGUCCAGAUGACUCAAAACAAUCCAGUUGCAUUUCAGAACAUUGAUCUAGUUUUUUUUUUUUUUUUUUAAUGAAUGUAAGAAAAUUUAAUGCAAUUAAAAUGAUGUUUAAAAUUUUUUUAUUAACGCUAAAUUAUUUUAUUUAUGAGGUAAAGUAUUUCUCUCGAUAUGCAGUGCCAGCACUGUCAGUGAUUGUCUAAUAUGGAAAAUAAUUACCAUCCUAUUUUUGAUUGCAUAAUUUAAAUUAUGAAAUUAUUGAUGAAUUAUUAUUUUGUUAUACUAACCAAAGAUUUUUUUAAUUUUUUUGUUCGUUCUUAAACAAUAAUUUGAUACCUCAAAGUUUUGAAAUGUGAAAAAAAAUGAAAACAAAUUGCUUUGAGACAGUCUGACAGAGUUUUUUAGAUGUUGUAUACAUAUUAUAUAUACAUAUAUUGAUAUAUAUAAAUAAAUAAUUAUAUAUAUAUAGCUCUAUUUUUAAGCUUGCAGCAGUUGAUAUGUGGCUAGCUAUAUUCAUUAAAAAAAAUGUUGUGCUUAACAAUGCCAUGUUAGUGUGAAAGAUGGAGAAAAACAGUGACUAAUAUUUUUGAGUUGAUUUGGCCAAUGAAGUCUUCCUAGAAAUUGAGGAAAAAUUGACACUGUCUGUGAAAUAUUUUUUAACACCAAAGGAAAAUUGUGGAAUUGAUUGUUAAAAGGACUGCACAGGGUUUCAACUCACUCUGUAGUGAUUCUUUCUUAAGAGAGCGCUUGAUGUAAUUUCGUUAUGAAAUUGUUUUGUCUGUGUGAAACAAUUUUCCAUGUGAUGAUGUAUGUAGAAAGGAUAUCAUUGUAAAAUUUUCUCAAGAUUUUGUUAUGAAAAUGUUCCUUUUAUGAUCAUUUCAAUUUGAUAAGCUAAAAUCAUUAACUAUUAAUCAAAUUUGUCAAAUUCCUAGUUUUAUUUUAAUUUCUCUAUGCUUGGAUAUACUUUUAUAGUUGGUUUUUUUAAUCUUUUCAUUUAAAUGAUGAGAUUAUUAUUUUAAAAAAUAUUGUACGAAAAUAAUUUUUGUAUUUUCCCA